This is a messenger RNA of Halteromyces radiatus, 501 nucleotides long. RefSeq lists its product as uncharacterized. Bases 1 to 501 code for a protein of 166 amino acids. The transcript has 3 exons. NCBI's taxonomy places the organism in Eukaryota, Fungi, Mucoromycota, Mucoromycetes, Mucorales, Cunninghamellaceae. The record is from RefSeq and is a predicted model, not a curated record.
AUGGGUAUACUUAGUGGUUCUCUCUGGCCAGAGUUGGAAAAACAAACAGCUGAACAAACCUGUCAUGUAAAUGGAUUGGAACUCGAAAUUUCAGAAAUAUUCGACAAAAUAAUAGAACUUGUUUCUGGAGGAUUAUCAACAAAUCCUGAUGCUAUACUGAGAGAAGAAAAAAAAUCAGGAAAACAAGCCAAAAAGCACGAGAUCCGCAAUCCGAAUGCCACGGGGCCGUGUGGAUCAUGUGGUGAAAUAGGCCACGCAAGAUCAUCUUCACCAAAUUCACCGACAACAACACCAACAGUAAGAAGAUUUACGUAUAGCGAUAAUCCCGAGCGAAUGGCCAUCGAUGAAAUCAAAAACACGAUUAUCUCCAUCAACAAAGAUAUUUUUAAUAUGGAUAGAGAUCAAUCAAUUUGUCGGCAUUAUGCUCUGUACUAUAGAUACAUGUUGGCUAGAUACUAUGAUGCUUUGAUAGUCAAGGAUGUGGAAAAGCAGGAAAUAUAG